Molecule: messenger RNA, 2016 nt
Organism: Colletotrichum gloeosporioides
Lineage: Eukaryota; Fungi; Ascomycota; Sordariomycetes; Glomerellales; Glomerellaceae
Product: Gibberellin cluster GA4 desaturase
Exons: 4
Coding region: 1-2016 (671 amino acids)
Molecular function (GO): oxidoreductase activity
Source: RefSeq, a predicted model, not a curated record
AUGACUACCCACGCAUCAACAACAGUGGAUAUUCCCUAUGUCAAACGGAACGAUGACGGCAACAUCCCAAAUCAUGCGCAGAUGUUUUCUCACGAUGCCGAGUUUCUCGAUGUUCAGCCAGCGGAGGUUUCCAAUGCCCGGACGACCGAUCGAGAGUUUUCAAUAUCAAGCAACGGAUUCCAAUACGCGCGACUGAAUGAACCGCCUCAAAUCGACUACUUGGACGAGGAUCAAGUCAGGAAAUUGUACUUUCCGGAGCUUGAGAGGCUGCUGAAGAAAGAGCUUGGCGCUUCUGAAGUAAAAGCAUUUCAUCACGUGGUGCGCAACGUGACCUACAAGGACGGAAUGGUAUACACCCGAAAGCACCGCUGUCCAGCCCGGAGACCUCACGUCGACGUCACCGACAAGUUCGCGCCGAUCUUGAUGAGUUGGGACUGCCCAGAUAUGCAUGCGGAUGUGCAUGCCAAUAGGAAGCACUGGCAAAUGGUCAACGCGUGGCGGCCGCUGAAGACGGUGCGCAAGAACCCCGUAACCGUCGCCGACACCGCUUCGAUGGCGUGGGAGGAUUACUUGACCGUUCCUCAGCCAGAGGUUGGGCCUGGUGUUGAGGGAUUCUGGCUGCAAAGACCGCAGGAUGCGGAUCGGAAACACGAUUGGUGGUACAUGGCGGACCAAACGCCCGAAGAGGUGUUGCUCUUCCUGCAACACGAUUCUGAGGGGGCUCAAGUGGUUGCUCAUACAUCGUUUACGCAGCCAGGACCGGUUCCGAAAGAGCCCAGAGAGAGUAUUGAAACCCGCGCCUUUUUAAGGCGACAAAUUUCGGCAAUCUUGAACUUCAACUUCUACUUUGAUCGCCGUAUCGACGAAGCUUACGGAAAGCAACAUACUCGAGUUGUUAAGCGAAAACGACUCAUUGCAUGUACCCAACAUACCAUGGGCCCAGUGUCGCGGUUUCCCCAGCUUUGGGAAGACCUGCUCUCGCCGUCUCCCGCGGCUCCUGCGUCCCGGUUGGAUCAGCUUUGGGAAGAGUCCCUCUGGCCCGAGUACACAAUCCGCAGGAUCGCGCGUGCAACAAACAACACACCAGAGCCGUUUAGAUGUGUCUUUCUGGCGUCAGUGUCCCUUCAGAAAUCUGUGAACUACAUCGAUCCCGCGGAGGAAGAAAGACGGCGGCGAGUCCAGAACGCCAUCAUCCGGGCGCGGGGAAAAGCAGAGCUGGAAUCCCGCAUCAACCAGUUGCAGAUCCGCUGGAACCGCAACUCGCCCCUCUUCUGUAUGCCCAAAGAGGUCAGGGACAUGAUAUACGACUUCCUUUUACUGGACACGCCCCGACAAGAGUUCAUCAGCCUGGAAGUCAACAACACACGACAUUCGCGUGGGAUACGCAGACUUCGGCACCUGCUUCAAGUCUGCCAUGAUUUCAGGGACGAGCUUCUGAGCCGCUUUCUCGGUCUGAAUAUCGUCAGAAUGUCGCUGCAUGCUUCAGACUUCUCCGCCAGCUUCCCCCACAUCCGCAGAGCGACGAAGCCCGUCGCUCCAAGACCCAUAUUUAUGGCUUUCCUGGGACGAGUCAAGCGCUUCUCGUUGCACCACGAGGGAGGCGGCAUGCCGUUUUGGAAGGACACGACUGUGAAAGCGGGCCUGUUGCUGGCUCAGUCGAUGCCUCAACUCCACGAGUUGACAAUCUACCCGACAGAGGAGACGACGCACCUCGAUGGAGAAUUUGCGUUGUUUGUACUGCAUGUUUUGACGAGCCCAAGUCUCAAUAAGCUCAUCUUCUUUGAUACGUUUGACGUUGUCGAAGAGGGUGACUUUGAGUGGGCUAAAGAUACGGAGUCAACGUGUCGGAUCGAGGUGGCCUGCCUGGGGUCAGACGAACCUGCCCCACGACCUGCGAGAUGCAAGGGGCGCUUCUUGUUGUCUGUGCGAGAGAGAUGCUUCAGCAUGAUGGGGAUUCAAUUCAAAAUUCAGCCAAGUCUAUCGGAGAAUAACCACGUCAAAUUUGUCAUCGACUGA